Cuscuta epithymum is the source of this 2477-nucleotide messenger RNA. The record is from the annotation of a GenBank genome assembly. Lineage: Eukaryota; Viridiplantae; Streptophyta; Magnoliopsida; Solanales; Convolvulaceae.
CGUCUGUAGGUGGAGCCCGGACUGUACGGUAUACCCUUCCGUAUUAUUCUGUUUCAUUUCAUCAAAUCCCAUGCGUAGUAUUUUGAUAUCAACUGUACAAAGAGAAACAAGAUUAUCUGAUGGGUCCUAAUCUGACCUGUCCCGCAACGCAAUGAUCACUUUGAUCAGCCUAAUCUUCCAUUUAUGCCGCCUUAUAGCGAUCGUGUUGAUAUUUGCAUCACGCGCCGGCGGCUUAGGGAGUGAAGGCCACCAUGAUGAUACCGGCGGUAAGGGAACCACUAUAGAGCUCGAGGGCGGACCAGAGGAUGUCGCCUGGGUGGUUCAGCUAUCUGAUCUGCACUUUAGCUCCCACCAUCCAGAGAGAGCACUGGACUUCAAGCACAUUGUGGGCCCUACUCUCUCCAUGGUCAAUCCUUCCCUGGUUUUCCUCACCGGUGACCUAACCGAUGCAAAAAGCAAGGAUUUGCUAACAUCAAAUCAAGAUGAAGCGGAAUGGUUAGAAUAUCAGGAAGUUAUGGAAGAUGUCAUUAAAAAGAGUGGACUAAACAAGACUAAUUUCUUUGACCUUAGGGGAAAUCAUGAUACAUAUGGUGCAAGCAUUGGUAGUUCGUUUGAUUUUUACUCAAAAUAUAGCAUCAAUGGACAGCUAAGAAGAACUGGGCGGGUCAACAGUGUUAGAGUUCAGACCGGCACCUGCAAUCUACUUUUCGUUGCGUUUGACAGCACAAUGUCGUCAGGGUUACGGGGCCCAACUAACUUAUUUGGUCACCCAACUGAUCACCUGUUAGCUGAAAUGAACUCAGAACUUUCACAAUGGGACACUGCACCCGCAGCAUCUCUUCUGAAAAUUUCAUUUGGGCAUUUUCCAUUGUCCUUUUCUGCUGCAGCAUAUUCUGGGAGGACUUUGAAGGAUGUAUUUCUGAACCAAUCUUUGUCUGUUUACCUAUGUGGGCAUUUGCACACAACGUUUGGGAAGAAUUUAAAAAGGCUUCAUGAGAGGCCCAAACACCUCUCUAAGAAUAAUCUCAACGAAGCUCAUGGAUUUUGGGAGUGGGAAAUGGGUGAUUGGAAGAAGAGCAGAACAAUGCGUAUCUUGGCUGUUGAUAGAGGUUUUAUUUCAUUUAUAGAUUUAGACUUCAGAUUGAGGAUGAAGGAAAGUACUAUUAUAUUGCCUACAUUCCCACCUGACUCGCGUUUUGUUUUAGACAACUCCCCACCAGUGGGUCCCACAUUUUCCAGUCACAUAAGAGCUCUUGUGUUUUCUUCUUCACAAAUAGUGUCUGUCGUGGCCAGGAUCUACGAUUCAAAGCUGGGAAGUCUCAGUUUGGUAUCAGAGUCUGGAAUGAUGAAAAUGCAGAAUUCAUCCUCAUCAAGGGGGGACCUUUACAGUUGCCCGUGGGAUUUCAAUUCCUUUGAAGAUCCAUCGCCUGAGCGAUUUUUUUUGCAAAUAAGGGCGGUUGACAUCAGCGGAAGAUCAUCUUUGACUGAAUUACGGCCAUUCUCUCUUGGUCAACGUAAUAUGCUCUCACAUAAUUGGAAAGAAUUUAUGGUUAUGAUGUUUCAAUGGGAUGCUUUGUAUUACCCAUUAUUAUGGUCCCUUUACAUAAUUGUUCUUUCCCUUCUUCUAGUUCCAAAAACUAUAAUAUCAUUUUCUAGACGGCAGCUCAGUACUUAUGGUAUGAAUUUUAAUAACAGAGAACUAGUAAAUAAUGUCAGAUGGAUUAUGACAGAAUUAUACAGUGUUCAAUGGGUAUGGGUUGGCAUGAUUGGUUAUUUGUUUUACCUCAUAUUAUGCCCCUGGCUUUGUGGUCAAGGUCUCGCGGAAGGAGAAAAAGGAUACAUGACUUAUCGUGGUUGGGCAUUCAAUUAUUUCACAAAGGAGAAUAUACAAUUUGUAGGGUUUCCGGAUGUAAUGGUGGUUGUUAUCCCACAUCUUUAUGUCGUGGUGCUGCCUACUUGUCUCGUAAUUGGAGCAUUGAUUGUUGAAGCAGGAGUACAUCGAGAUAGCAAGCGUUUUCUUUCUGGUAAAAAAGAGGAUGAUUUCGAUUCCAAGAAGGGAUCCAAUUCUUUACCUCAUAGUGUGCGUUGGAUUAGGAAGGUCCUCAUGGUGAUAUGUUUGACAAUUUGUUGUGUCCAUUUCCUGAGUUGCCGAGUUCUUUUGAAAGCAUAUGAAAUGAACCCAUUCAUCCAUUUUCCAAUAUAUAGCAUUUCAGUCCCAUGGUUGCUAGUGUAUGCAAUCUACAGAACACGCAAGAGUUAGCACCAUUUUUUGCUUUUUGGAGGAAAGUAAGCCUCUCCCUAUGCAGUUGCACUUCUUGAUAGAAAACUUUUCCUAAAGUUAUUGAUUGGAUUUACUCAAAUGUAAUCUAAACUAUACUAAAUUGUAAUGACAGACCUGUAGUGUUGUGUUUUAAGCAUUUUUCGUUAGGAAAAUUUUACGGUGCACUCAUGUUUUGAACUGUUUUGGUGCAUUUCAC